AAGGAUUUUUUCCCAUAGUUAAGGCUGCUAACCAAAGGGCGAAAAAAAAACUAGUGGGACUUUUCAUUUGAAAAUUGACUUACGACUCUUUUGGACCUUUGAUUAGUUCACCAAUACAUAACUAAAAAUGGGUAAAUCUCGUGGUUACAGAUCCGGUACUCGUUACGCUUUCCAACGUGACUUCAAGAAGCAUGGUACUAUUGCUUUAUCCACCUACUUGAAGGUUUACAAGGUUGGUGAUAUUGUUGAUAUUAAAGCCAAUGGUGCUAUCCAAAAGGGUAUGCCACACAAAUACUACCACGGUAAGACUGGUAUCGUUUACAAUGUUACUAAAUCUUCUGUUGGUGUUAUUGUCAACAAGAUUGUUGGUAACAGAUACAUUGAAAAGAGAGUUAACUUAAGAGUUGAACAUGUUAAACACUCUAAAUGUAGACAAGAAUUCUUAAACAGAGUUAAAACUAACGCUGCUUUAAAGAAAGAAGCUAAAGCAAAGGGUGAACAAGUUAACUUAAAGAGACAACCAGCCAAGCCAAGAGAAGCUAGAGUUAUUUCUACUGAAGGUAACGUUCCUCAAACCUUAGCCCCAGUUCCUUAUGAAACUUUCAUUUAAAUGUUAUUAUAUUUAUAUGAUAGAAUAUUUGGCACUACAACAUACAUACAUAUAAAACAAAAUUUAAUGCACGUAAAAAUUUAAAGUUUGAUUGGCUUAAUGUAGAAAUGUGAGUAAGAGUAUAUAGUAUACAUCAACUAAGAUUGCACCUGUAAUUGUGAUUGUGAUUGUGAUUGUGAUUAUGAUUGUGAUUGUAAUUGUGACUGUGAUUUAUG
This is a messenger RNA of Scheffersomyces amazonensis, 825 nucleotides long. RefSeq names its product 60S ribosomal protein eL21 (gene RPL21A). The transcript is spliced from 2 exons. Lineage: Eukaryota; Fungi; Ascomycota; Pichiomycetes; Serinales; Debaryomycetaceae. The record is from RefSeq and is a predicted model, not a curated record. Gene Ontology annotation, molecular function: structural constituent of ribosome. Gene Ontology annotation, cellular component: ribosome; cytosolic large ribosomal subunit. Bases 128 to 610 code for a protein of 160 amino acids. Gene Ontology annotation, biological process: translation.